This is a messenger RNA of Harpegnathos saltator (Jerdon's jumping ant), 2429 nucleotides long. RefSeq lists its product as uncharacterized. NCBI's taxonomy places the organism in Eukaryota, Metazoa, Arthropoda, Insecta, Hymenoptera, Formicidae. The record is from RefSeq and is a predicted model, not a curated record. The coding region runs from base 30 to 2429 and encodes 799 amino acids. The transcript has 8 exons.
UUUAUGAAAUAUUUGAAGAAUUUAGCACAAUGGGUAAGAUAACACAAAACUUGCCAAACAGGUAUGAAAUCCCUAAGCUAAAACGAAAACGUCGCAGAAAAGAUCUCGACGACUUACGCUCAAGAAUCUUAAAGACCAAGAGGAAAUCGGAUAAAGUGGAAGAAAAUCAAUAUGAAGAUCAGCACAACAAACCAAAUCCAUCAAAAAUUGUCAAAAAAUAUACGAAACCAGUAUAUACAGGCAUAUUCAGGAAUGGCACAAAGAGUAAAAAUAUUAGGAAAGAAAAAUAUGGGAAUACAGUCUCUAAAGCCAGAUUACGAGGAGAUGCAUUGAAACUUUUUGAUGGAGAAUCAGAAACAAUAUGCAUGUCACGAAGUACAGUGGACGAUGAAUCUACCAGUCAAUUACCUAAUAAUAAUAAGGAAUUGGUAAAAAAUAUUUCACGACCAACACGACACAGAAAGAAAAGCCCUGUGUUAGGCAAAAAACAAAGACCAAAUCGAACAUAUUAUUUGGGAGACGUUUCUCAGGAAAAUAAAGAAGUAGACAAUAUUGUAUAUGAUCCAAUUGAUAUUCCUGAAGUCGUUAUCAAUUAUAAUUCUUCAACAAAAAGAGCGACGAAGGAAACACAAAUAAAUAAAAAGAAAAAGGAAACAACGGACUUGCCGUAUAAUAAAAAUACAUCCUGCAGCAUAGACUGGCAGGAUCAUUACAUUAAAAUAUGCGACAAAAUAUCCAAAGAAUUAAAAAAUGUAUUAGAUGAUACGAAAGAUCCUCUUUCUGAAGCGCGUAAAAAACUAAAGGAGCUUAUUUCCACUAAUACAGACAACAUGCAGACAGCUAUACAUGUCAUAGAAUCAUCACAAAAUCGAGACAUUAGUUGUUCCUCGAAAGAUAAAGGAAACACAAAUAAAAUCAUUAGUAAUUAUUCUAUUGAUAAUAUAUUAUCUACAGUUCCAGAUAUACAAUAUUCAAAUGCAUCACAUUUAUCACAGAAUAAUUCUAAGUUGCCAUUUAAAAGACGACGUUCAAAACGAAGUUCACAGUUCACGAUUCUUAUAUCUCCUGAAGAACAACCACUGUUGAAAUUUUGUGAGACGAAAACACCAGCCAGCACAGUAACACAAUAUCAGUCAAAUGAAGAAGAUAUUCAAAACUAUAUUAAUCCAGAAGUUCUUUUUGAAGUUUCAACUACGGACGCUACAUCUGUCAGAGAUCAUUUAACAUUAAGUACAUUACAUGAUAUACACGAAAAGCAAUAUUAUCAAACAGAAAAAGAAUAUAUGAGAGAUCAGCGCUAUAUAUGCCCACCAACAGACAUAGUAAACGUAUCACAAAAUACUCGAACACAACACACAACAAGACGACAUUAUCAAGCAGAAAAAAAAUUAAAAAAACGAUAUAUGGUUACUACUCCUGAAGAAUUCUCUAUGCAAGUCAAUGAUAAGCAAAAUAAAGACUGUGAUAAAUACGAUGCACUUCAAAAAUAUCCAAGUAAAAUAGAUAAAUCUAGGUCAAAUAACGAAAGGAAGUUUUGUGAACUAGAUUUUGUUAAUAUGUUCCAAAAUCUUCCUACACCGAGCACGGUAAAUCGACAGUUUUAUCGAUCGAGAGUACCAUAUAUUCGAUCAAUGAAAAUGAAUGACCCAGUAAGAUCUGAAAAAUCUGAUGCAGAUCUGAUUAACGACAGCUCGAAGAGAGAAGAUGGAUAUAUUCGAUUACAAAACUGUAUUCAACAAGCUCCUUUUGAAAUUUUGACAGCAGCAGCCACAUUUAUUGAACAUCAGCAUCUAUCACAAGCUGCAGCUCAAACAAACGACAGAACAAAAAAUAUAUUCACAGACAGAUGUGUUCCUAUUUCUUCAAAUUCAAAGGAGUCUUCAUCGUAUUGUUCUUCACAAUUAGCUGGUUCUUCUAACUUCAAUGUAGAUCCAACAAAACAAAGGCAUAAAAGUACAUAUAACUGCAAAGAAAGAAAUAUUUUUACCAAUUGUUCUAAUGGCUCGCACGAAUGUAACAUUUCGCAAACACAUCAGAAUCACGCAAAAACAUCACGGAUAGCAGCAGCAUCAAAAUGCUCGUAUUUUCCGAUACAUUAUCGUAGCGUUGCAAAUAAUUACGUUGAUCACAACAUAGGACACACACAUGUAUUACCAUUAGUAUCAGACCAUGAUCCGUAUACCUACUCUCAACAAGUUGAUGAUCAUCACAUGGUAUGCCUGCAGAAUUUUAUUCAACCCGUGAAAUAUUUCGCCUUGGAGAGGGGUGUGGAUGUUCAUAAAAUGCCAAUAUAUGUGAAUAACGGCGCAUGUCGAUGUUGGAAUCCUGUUGACUGUUGCACCGUUGCAUUUUACAAUAAACGUGAUUGCGUAAGUACGCGCGUUAAUCUAGAAAGAUGUCACGAUACUACUGUGAACGAAUCUGUGUGA